AUGGCUCUCUCGCAAGCUGCCUGGCAGGUCGAAAAGAUCAUCGGCCAUGGAGGCACGGCCGCCACCGAACAGAACCUUUCCAAUCCAGCCAACGAUCCCUCCAAGUAUGCCGACCCGUCGGGCGAGAAGAUGAAGGCUCUUGUCUGGAACGGCAAGAAUUCGGUCAAGGUCAUCGAGACUUUCAAGCCGGCCAAGAUCGAACCCACGGACGUCAUUGUCAAGGUCACCGGUUCAACCGUCUGUGGUUCCGACCUGCAUCUGCUCCAUGGCGCCGUCGUCGAAAUGCAGAAGGGCGACAUUCUUGGUCACGAGUUCUGCGGUGUCGUCGAGAGUGUCGGUCCCAACAUCAAGAAAGUCCAGCCCGGCGACCGUGUCGUGUGCAGUUUUCAGAUCGCCUGUGGCACCUGCAUGUACUGCAAACGCAAACUCAGCAGCCAAUGCGAAAAGACGAAUGACAACACCAUCGAGAACAUCAUGUACGGCGGUCGCACUGCUGGCAUGCUGGGCUAUUCGCAUUUCACCGGUGGCUUUGCUGGAGGUCAAGCCGAGUACGUGCGUGUAGCCUUCGGCGAUGUCAACCUUCUCAAACUGCCAGACGAUGUCCCUGAUGAGAAGGGCCUGUAUCUGUCCGAUGUGCUGGCCACUUCGUGGAACGCCGUUGUCGACACGGGUGUCAAGGACGGUGAUGUCGUGGCCAUCUGGGGCGCGGGUCCCAUCGGUCAAAUGUGCGCGGACAUGUCGUACAUGAAUGGUGCCAAACGGGUCAUCCUGAUCGACGGUGGCCCGGGAGCAUGGAGACUCGACUAUGUCAAAUCAAAGCUGCCCAAGAUCGAGACCAUCAACUUCACCGACCUUCCCAAGGGCGAGAGCGUCACGUCAGUCUUGAAGAAGAUGGAGCACGGUGGACCGGAUGUCGCGAUCGAGUGUGUCGCUGGAGAAUACGCCAAAGGAUGGGCGCACUAUUUCGAGUUGAUGCUCGGCAUGGAGACGGAUACGUCGGAAAUCAUCAACGAAAUGAUCACUUCGGUUAAGAAUUACGGUCGAUGCGGUGUCACCGGCGUCUACGUUGGAUUUACGAACCACUUCAACAUCGGAUCCCUCAUGGAGCGCGGUAUCAGACUUAUCGGCAACGGCCAGGCUCCCGUCCAUCUGUACUGGGAAGACCUACUCAAGAAAAUCCAGGACGGCAGCAUCGAGCCUUUGCGUAUGGUCAGCCAUCGUGUCUUGCUUGAGGAGUUGGAGGAGGUGUACAAGCGCUACGAUGCGCGUGAGAAGGGGAUGCAAAAGGUCUUUGUCCAGACGAAGUUCAGUGGCCCGCCGUGUCCUGGUGCGCCGGAGUUGACCAAGUAUGGCACUGCCUGA
Capronia coronata CBS 617.96 is the source of this 1362-nucleotide messenger RNA. RefSeq lists its product as uncharacterized. The record is from RefSeq and is a predicted model, not a curated record. The transcript has a single exon. NCBI's taxonomy places the organism in Eukaryota, Fungi, Ascomycota, Eurotiomycetes, Chaetothyriales, Herpotrichiellaceae. Gene Ontology annotation, molecular function: oxidoreductase activity; zinc ion binding. The coding region runs from base 1 to 1362 and encodes 453 amino acids.